Messenger RNA from Macrobrachium nipponense, 1465 nucleotides. Its product is annotated as protein DDI1 homolog 2-like. The record is from RefSeq and is a predicted model, not a curated record. The transcript is spliced from 5 exons. NCBI's taxonomy places the organism in Eukaryota, Metazoa, Arthropoda, Malacostraca, Decapoda, Palaemonidae. Bases 18 to 386 code for a protein of 122 amino acids.
GUAUUCCUGUGGGCGAAAUGAUUGUUGUUUUCAAUGCCCGGCCACUUACUGACAAUAAGAAGUCCUUAAGAGAUUAUGGGGUAAAGGAUGGCGAACUGGUGUUGGUCAUCCGAGGAGAUGUACUGUUACAGAGGGCUGCAGAACAUCUCCAGCAGCAGCAACAAAGAAGACAACAAAACCAAGAAACACCUAUGGAAAUUAACCAGAUUGACUUCAGUUCCAUACGCUUGCCUUCUGGUACAGCCCAACCUGUGUCCGACAACUCAUCAGCUGUAGGUCAUGGCACCAAUAGCCAAGGCAGUGGACAAGACGAUCCUGCUGUUAUCCGAGACAUGCUUCUUGCCAACCCAGAACAGCUAGCUCUCUUGAGGGCACAACAACCCUAGACUGGCAGAAGCUCUGACUAGUGGUGAUUUAGAAAAGUUUGCUUCUGUUUUAAAGGAACAGCAGGAAAUCAGGAGGGAUCGAGAACGCCAGAGGAUUCGGUUGCUCACAGCUGAUCCCUUCGACAUGGAAGCUCAGCGUCUCAUUGCAAACGAGAUCCAGCAAGAGAACAUCAAUGCCAAUAUGAAGCAGCAAUGGAGUACAACCCUGAAAGUAUUUUUUGGGAGUGUUCAUAUGCUGUAUAUUAACUGCAAACGUGAAUGGUCAUAAUGUCAAGGCCUUCAUUGAUUCAGGUAAGAGGAAAUCAUGGAAGAAGCUUCUGUGGAAUUUUUCCCACUAGUAUUGGAGAUGCAGUGGUACCUCGGCUCAUGAACAAAUCAGGUUACGAAGCAAUGUAAAGAAAUUUUUGUUCCAGUUCGCGAACCGUGCUUCAAGCCACGACCUAAUUACAAUAGGCUAACCUCUUUUCCUCCUCUUUAUCUAUCCAAUUUUCUAGUUAGACUAACCCCUUUUCCUCCAUCUCCUUAUCUAUCCCAUCUUCUAGUUAAGUUAAAAAAAAAGUAAAAGAGAAAGCUAAAAGUAUUGUUGUUAGUAAUAUUAUGCAUGUGUAAAUGCAUACAGCCAGAAACAGCGGUUUUUUAUGAACACCUGAAUCUGAUAACAUCAGUGGUUUGCUUGCAUUUCAACCAUCUUACAGUAGUAAAAAAUAACCGUAGGUUAUGUUACAAGUGACGGUAAGUAGAAUAGGACUGAUAUAUUUUUACACUACUAUAUCCUUAUUUGCUAUGGAGAAAAAAAUUGGCAAGGGCAUAUACUGCUAAAUUUAAGCUGCAAGUUGUAGUUGAAGCUGAGGAAAGAAAGUUCAUCUGCUACGACUAUUAUCAUGCAUUGGCAACAUGGAUGAAACUCCCACGGACUUUGGUAUAGUACCAUCAAACUCGACUGGAAACAAAAUAUGAGAGAAAUGUGUUUUAAUUAAGCUAUUUGGCAUGAAAGAACAUAUUUUACUUUUUGUUCAUGAAACUUACCUGUCAUAUAUAUAUAUAUAGCUGUAUUUUCUGAAGUCCGACAGAAUUUUAAA